This is a messenger RNA of Cuscuta campestris, 797 nucleotides long. The record is from the annotation of a GenBank genome assembly. Lineage: Eukaryota; Viridiplantae; Streptophyta; Magnoliopsida; Solanales; Convolvulaceae.
GUGGGUGUUAGGUGAGAGAUGAAAUCGAACACCUUUUGGAUGAUAAUGAAGACAUGGCCCAAUUGUACUUAACUAGGAGGUUGAUUCAGAGUCAACAGUCUGAAGCAGCUAUGCUAUUGGGAACUGCUACUACCACUACAGCUUCAAAUGUCAUAACUCCCAUUGCUCCUAAUUUCAGAAGGCUAAGUUCCACCAGGAGUGGAAGUAUAGUUAGCAAUUCCUUAAAUGAUGAUGUGGAAGAUCUUGAGAUGAUGUUGGAGGCUUACUUCAUGCAGUUGGAAGGCACCCGCAAUAAGAUAUUAUCCGUUCGUGAAUACAUAGAUGACACAGAGGACUACGUCAACAUCCAGCUAGACAAUCAGCGGAAUGAACUGAUUCAGCUACAGCUGAUAUUGACCAUUGCAUCUUUUGCUAUUGCCGUGGAGACCCUUGUUGCGGGUUGGUUCGGCAUGAACAUCCCUUGUUCCCUGUACAAAAUCCAAGGGGUAUUUUGGCCAUUCGUGGGUGGUAUGACAGCAGCUUGUAUAGUUCUCUUCUUCGUCGUGUUAGGCUACGCCAGAUGGAAAAAGCUACUUGGCUCAUGAUUCAUUCCUUCACCUUCUACCCAAGCAAGAUUCUGUGGUUUUUUCAUGGGAAGUGUGUAUUUAUCCCCCCCAAUUAUUAUAUGAACAACUCUCAUGUUCCCUAUGUUGUUUUCUUUAAAUAAAAAUAGUUUCUGCAAAGUGAUUUCAUAUUUCUAUUAGACUUUGCACCCUAUUCUGCCAGUGUGUUCAAUAAAAUAAAACACAGGUUAUUGG